Anoplophora glabripennis (Asian longhorned beetle) is the source of this 6223-nucleotide messenger RNA. RefSeq lists its product as uncharacterized. The transcript is spliced from 11 exons. The coding region runs from base 251 to 6223 and encodes 1990 amino acids. The record is from RefSeq and is a predicted model, not a curated record. Gene Ontology annotation, cellular component: exocytic vesicle; plasma membrane. Gene Ontology annotation, biological process: exocytosis; intracellular protein transport. Gene Ontology annotation, molecular function: neurexin family protein binding; small GTPase binding. Lineage: Eukaryota; Metazoa; Arthropoda; Insecta; Coleoptera; Cerambycidae.
GCCCCUCAUGGAGUGCGUGGAGUCGGUCGGUGGCGCGGGGUUGGGGUCGCGAUCGUCAGACACGUGUUGAAUGUGGCUGGACUGGCUAGGACUUUUUAUAUUUCAGCAGGAAGAUGAUAUACAGCUGAUGUGAAGAGCUGCCUUUCGCAAAGGUAAGCCACCGGAAAAACCAAAAAGCGCCACUGCCCUAGUGUUAAAAAGAAAUAAGUAAAUAGAAACCUCCGAAUACACGCUUCGAAUCCGUGGAGGUAUGUCAUGUUGUGAGGACCCCGCUUGCUCGCACGCGGUGGUUGCCGCGGCAACCAAAGAAGCAACACACUUAACGGACAAGGAGAGGGAAAUCAUCCUUGACGUCCUGAGCCGCGACGAGAGGCUGAGGCGGGAUCAGCAAGUCCGUGUGAUGCAUCUGAAGGCGGAGCUGCAGAACCUGAGGCGCAAGGGAGCGCUGAAGCCGUCGGCGGACUGGGACAGCGCAGGGCCGGACCCGGAUCGCUCCUGCGGGCGAUGCAGGGUCGAAUUGGGGAGGGUGAUCAAUAGGGGCGCCUACUGUAGGGCCUGCAGGCUGAAGGUGUGCAAGGGGUGCAGGGAAUACUCGUUUAGGACCACGGACUGGGUGUGUACAGUCUGCCACAAGCACAUGGAGAUCCAAGCGACAUCUGGCGAGUGGAUGAACGAGUUCGUGAGGCGACCCAGCAGGCGGCGCGACAAUCGGGUGUACGUGCCAGCCGCCGACAUCAUCAAAAGAACCAUCCGCAGAUCCUGGACCAUCUCGAACCCUACCCCGAGAUGGAGCGCCCUUAGGGGUUCCCCCGAGCUGCGCCCUUACAACAGCCUCCCCAGGGGUCAGGACAUCACCAACUACCCCUCGCUAGCUCUCCACCAAACCAACUUGAAGAACCAGAACCAAGACCCUUCGGUAUCUCCGAUUCGACACCGUCGGUCCCCCACUCGCAGGACGCAGUCCGAGGAUGUUUACAUAGAACGAACUUCUUCCCCUGCCAAACCGGAAAAUGGCGGGAAGGACCCGGAGGGUGAACCUCCUAAGAGACAGACGCGGGUCAACCCGCUGAUGAAGCUGGCCGAGACGAGGCAGAGUAAGGACAGGACUGGUUCACCCAAGAGGAAGAAGACCGAGGUGAAGCAAGAAAGCGGGGAGCAGGAGAAAGAUUUACUCACGCCAGACUCCGGGAAGAAGCAGGAUAGAUCCAGCAGCAUAGAGAAGCGCGUCAGCUUCGAGAGCAACGUGGCCAGUAGGAUAACGACGGAGAAGCCCGUGUUGAGGACUCAAUCCUUGAACGAUGGGAAGGUGAAGGAGAAGAGGACCGGUCCCGUUGGGGCUCGAUCUUUGCCCGAGGAUCACACGGAGAACUUUGAGGAGGCCGGCACGACCACAGCUGAGAUCCACUUCGCCAGGGAGGAAACGACGCCGGUGGAGCUGUGCGAUAUCGAACCGCUCAGCGGCACCGUCUUCCGGAAAGUGACGGUCAGGCGGAGGCGGCAGGAGAACAUGAGGAAGGUGCCGGCCGUCGACACCGGUUGGCGGAGAGGUCCUGACGCGGACCUUCUGGAUAUCCUUUUGCCCGAGGGCGACGACUACAAGCUGGUGUUCAUCAGCUCCGACAGCUCCUCCAAGGAGGAGGACGUGGACGACAAUGACUCGUCGUCGACGGCGUCCAGCUUCCCCAUCGACGAGUGCGAUUGGGAUUAUUUCGAGCCAGGGUCGGGGGCGAGGCCCGUCAUCAACUGGACGUCGCCGUUCGGCUCGCCGAGGGUAUACCGGCGCGGCGUGGUCGACUCCCCCAUAGGCUCCCCCAUCGUGUACCGCCGCACCCGCGAGUCCGACACCGGCACCGACGAGGACAACGUCCAGCUGGACUCGCCCGCCUCCUCGGACAGCCUCUUCCACCAGGCGCGCGACGACAAUGACAGCAAGGCCGUCGAGUGCGUCCACUCGACCACCAAUUCCGCCGACGCCCCGAGGAAACCGUGCUGCCACAGCUGCGGCGCCGCCUCCACCCAGUACAUCCCCAUCCCGGUGCCGGUGCCCAUCCCGUUCCCCGUCUGGGCCGCUCCCCACGACGCCGGGGCCGCGUCCCGGCUCAGGAGCCUGCCGCGCGGCCUCUGGCCGUACGUGAGCCAGGCGGCCCUUAUCUGGCCGCUGAUAAAUCCACCAGGUGAGCCGCACAACAACAGCGACUCGCGUGGGGUGAACAUCGCGGUCGAAAUGCCGACCGCGGCGAACCGCGACUCCGCCGGCCAGUCUGCCGAGGCGAGUAACGCCAUAAAGCCAGACGAACCAGCGGAAGACAAACUGGCGGACGAAACCGCUUCGAAGUCGGUCUUAGAACCCGCGGAAGAAGAGUUGACCGGGUACUUGGAGUGCGAGAACCGCGACGUGUCUUCUAGUGACUCCUCGGGGGACAGUAGUGAUUCCAGCGAUACGAGCGGGAACAGAAAACCCCGCGUCAGACGCGUCUACAACGUCAACGGCGGCGACGGGAGACAAAGCGACGACGCUUUGCCGAGCAGCAACGUCACCAGCUGUGAUGAGGAAGACGGGAGAGUGUCCCACAGCUCCGUCAGGGAAGACGACAUGUCUUCCUCCGGCUCCGCCGAUACCGACAGCGACGAUACCGGCACCGUGGCCGAUCAGAAACCCAAACGGUUCUCCAGGAUCUUCGUAGUGAACAAGAACGUGUCUUCCUCCUCUAACGCCUCCACCAGCAGCGACAGUGACAGUUCCGACAACGACACCGACACCGAGAUGGACUGUACAGUGAUCCUCACGAACGUGAAGCACCUGGACACCGAGGCGCCUCUCGAGAGCGUCGACGAUAAGAUAACGGGCGAUAACACCGAUAAGCCCGACGCAAACAACAAUCCGAACUGUGAUAACCGAAUCGGCGAGAAAGAUUUACGCGAAGAACUGAGCAAAGUGCUGGGAAACAAAGAAACGACGCCCGAUCCCGACGCGAACGUCAAGGGAAUCGCGUCCAUGUCGUCCAGCCCGGGCCUGUCGGACGUGAGCGCGGAGUCGCUGAACUCCAGCGACGUGGAGCCGGUCCGGGGCUCCUCGGACGAGGCGUCCGCAGGAACCGACGUGCGGAACACCUCCUCGGAGAUCCGGUCCGGCGUGGAGGGGGAGGAGGUCGCCGCGAGCACGCGGAGCGACGGUGUGCGGGCAGGUGGGCCAGUGCUCGGCGAUCCGGAGGUCUGUCUGUCACGCAAUGCGGCGCGCUAUACCAGCCUCGUCAUGAUCACCCAGGAGCCCGCCCCUAAUUAUCAACAAGUGAGUGUGGUGACGUCGGACACGACUACCCUCGUGGCCGACGACGACAACGACGUAGUGGUGCGGCACACCAAUUGGCAGGACGAGGUCAGGAACGAGGGGAAGUGCAACGAUAACCAGAACCAGCUGGGCGGCAGCGUGACUGUGAUAACUGGGGGCGACACGUUGUCCGCCUUCGAGGAAGGCCUGGCGGAUGACGACUCUUGGGUAGAGAACUUAAGCCACGGGGACGACGACGACGAAUUCGCUACGAAUUCCCCGACGGACGACUCCUCUUCCGGCGAGGAGGUUACUUUGACGUGUUCCGCGGCUAUCGACCAAGAGGACGAGCUCCGCGGAUACCACAGGUCGGCCAUAGACUUCACCCUCCACACCAUCGUCGAGGAGAGUUGUGAGGAGAGCGAGGUCGAGCAGAAUGCCCCGAAGAAGAAAGAGAGACCCGCCUCCGCGACCGAUCUGGAGAAGUACUUCUUUUUCGGUCUCGGAGAUGGUACCAUCGCCUCUAUCAACUCCAACAGGGAGGACGCUUUCUCUGAAACCAGCAGCAUAUACAGCGAGGGCAUGGAAUCGCUCGGCGGCCCUGAAGAAGCUCAGCAGCAGAACGACAACUCGGAUCCCGCAGAACUUGCCUCCUCUAGGUUAGAAAAAUACUUCCUCAGCGGUUUCAUGGGAUUCACGGCUGAGAGAAGAGACUCGGAUGGUAGCGUUGGUAGCGAUAGCGAAGGUAGACCGAGUCCCGAACAGAGGAGGAAGAGGUUGGUGAGAGCCAGGGGCACUGGCAGAUCUCACUCGUCUUCCUUGGACAAUUUGGACAACGCUGGUAACGACCAGGCAGCUGAAACUCAAAACAAUUCUGAAGAUUCCUCGAGUUCAGACUCCGAUACUUACGAUGAAGUCAACAGCUUCGAAAAGUGCGACGGACAGUUCGAUACUGUGAAACGCAAGAAAGGCAAGAAGCAGAAAAAUUCCGCGUCCCCAGCGGAGGAAGGAAAAGGUUUAGAAACCACGCAGGAGGUCGAUGAGAAGGAAGAGCAAAGCGACGAAGAAGACGGUCAUAAAACCCCACAACCGGAAAUCUUACCAGUGUCUUCCAACUUAACAACGAGUAAAAACCAACAGAGCAGAGAUAGCGGUUUUAUAGGCAGCUGUGAUGAUCUAAUUAAAGAACAACGAGAAAACAACACCCCAGAACUACCCUUGAAUAAAAUAGAACUGAAAUCGGACCUAGAAAAUAUAAUAGAAGAAAAGAAAGUAGACGAUAAAAUAACCUCACUUUCCACGCCUCCAGCGACGUCGCUAACGAGGAAAGACAGCUUCAACAACUGGAGCUCUGACGAAGAAACCAACUUGAUGAUGUGCAAGAUGAGGCAGUUCUUCAAGACCAUGGUGGCCAAUUCGCAGUGCAGCGCGUCUUCCAAACCCACAACCCCCACCUUAAGCUCCAGGAUGUCCCCCAAACCACUGCCGAGUCCCAGAGCGAAGAACCGAUGCAAACCGCCUCAACUGGUGUAUUUCGAGAACGAACUGACCAGAUUGAUGAAAACCGUGCCUGGAAUAAGAGACGACCAAGUCCGGGAAAUCGUGGAAUAUCUCAGCAGCGAAGACACCUGGAGCGAUUCCUACGACUCCUCGGACUACACCAGCUCGGACUUGGAAGGGGCCUCCACCAAAUCCGCCCUGCAGCAGCAGAUCUCCGACAGCUGCAAGCAGAUAAUCAACAAGUUCGACACGAGCGUUGACGAUGAAGGCGACGAAGGCGACGGAGGCAUCGUAGACGAGUCCCACGGCCUAAACAAAGAGACUGCUUUCGUGUACCAAAAGCUGGUGGCCUCCUUCGAGAAGAUGGCCACCGGAGACAACGAAGAGACCGCCGUUCCCGUCGGCACACCCCACAGCUCGCCGCCGUUGAUCGCGAAGGUCAUGCACCACAUCGGGAGCCGCCUGGUGGCCUUAAUGCACGAAGUGUCGAGCGGGGAGAGCCACAAGAGCAACAGCCCCAAGGCGAAGCAUUACCACAGGAGGUUGCAGCACAAGAUCUCGUCAGCUUCGAGCACCACGACCGAGGACGACUGCAAUGACACCUUCGGCGGCUUCGAGGAGAAGAUGACGCCUUACACUUUGUUACCAAGAAGUAGAUCUCACGACUUGUUAGUAGGUGAAACGAGGACUCUGAACCAGUCCAGUGGCGGAGUGUCCGAUGUGACAGAAGAAAGGGAGGCUAGUGACUGUGAACGGUUCAGCUGGCGCGGCAGCUUCGAAUCCGCCCUCCUGGCGUCCGACUCUCGCAACAAGCUGUCGCUGCUAGGGGGCGAAGGUUCAGCUUCGGCAUCGGCCUUGGCCAUAGCGGCCAAACGCAGGUCGGCGGGCGACCUGCUCUUCAGCCACAAGAGUCUGAGCCGCGAACAAUUGGACAGAGUGCGUAGUUGCGGUAGUAUAGGUGGCGCGAACAGUGAGGAUAAGUUGUGGGUGGCAUCGGCCACCAGGCCGAACAGGAGGCGGUCCAGCGUCCCAGACGCCUCCUGCGGCUCGGGGGGCUCGGCGGACGGCGAAGACGAAGACGAAGAGAUCGAGAGUCGUUCCACCCUGCCGAGGAGUUUACAGAGCGGCGCGCCUACCACCAACUCGCUUCCCAGGCUUCCAACUAACACCCCCCCGACUAACAUGCAGAAGUCGCAGAGUAUGUACCACUUCCUGCCGCAGAAUGUUAAGAGUGCGCGGUACCGGCCUCCCGGGUUCAGCAGGCUCACCACGACGGUGCCCAAAAGGGCGGUCUCGGCCCCCGGACUUCAGCCCAGCCACCAGAGGCGCGGUAGGAGGUCUCAGCAGCAGAACGUCCCUAGUGGUGAGUGUUAUAUUUGUAUUUGCGGUGGCAAGGGUGUCACCAGCCAAGGGGCUAGGGGAGGCAAGAUAAAAGAGAGGAUGGGAGAAAUAUAA